AUGGCUUCAAAGUCAGACGUAACUCAUGAAACCCCAACGGACACACCAGUCGGACCAUACCCAAGCAACCAUACGGAAAUGAACGACGAGAUUCCUCCAAUCUACUACGACUCCGAACCCUCAUCUCAACCUCCCAAAUACCCACAUUCCCAACAACCCUCACCUGCCCAACCGCCUCCAUCGUCUCCAACAUCCUCCUCAAAGCCAUUCAACCCCCACCGCAACUCCGCCCCAGCCUCCACCAUAGCCGCCAUUCUCGCAUCACCCCACGAAGAUCUCGAUGCCCAGCGUCGAGCCGAUCGCAAGAAGAAAUCGCUCCGCGAAAGGUGGAGAGACUUCAAGGACAGAAAUUUUCAUGAUGAUGGGGACGGUGAGUUUAAGGGAGCCAGUGGGGCUAGUGCGGCGGAGUGGAAUGUCAUGGGCGGAAGGGUGCAGGGAGGGCAGACGAGUCCGUAUCGGAAGAAGUAG
Molecule: messenger RNA, 468 nt
Organism: Parastagonospora nodorum SN15
Lineage: Eukaryota; Fungi; Ascomycota; Dothideomycetes; Pleosporales; Phaeosphaeriaceae
Exons: 1
Coding region: 1-468 (155 amino acids)
Source: RefSeq, a predicted model, not a curated record